AAAGUGGGUGGUUCCUUGAGUGAUAUAUAAGCCUGCGCGGAUUUUUUUGACCCGCAUUCGAACUAGUUCAACGAAGCUAGCCUAGCUUUGAAUAUUAAAAUGAAAUUUGCGGCAGUAGUAUUCGUGUGCGUCCUGGCCGUUGCCAGCGCCCAGUUCAACACUGGACGGUACAACCCAGGAUUCUACAACCCCGGACAAUACAACAAGUACAACCGCGACGUUUACGAUCCUUUCGGUUUCUACAAGAGGAACCAAUAUCAACAAUACAAAUACAGCACUCCCUCUCCUUACCGGCCAUUCAGCACUGUUGCCCCCACCACCGUCGCUCCUGAGGUGGUCCCGGUUGUUCCUGUCUCCCCUGUCCCUGUCGCUCCCGUGCCCGUCAUCAAGGCCGUCUCUGACGCUCGCUCUGCUUCCAUCUUGAAAUACGGAAACGAAGUCAACCCUGACGGCAGCUACAGCUACUACUACGAGACUGACAACGGAAUCGCCGCCCAAGAACAGGGUUCUCCUCGUUCCUUCGGUGGUAACCCCCCAGUGUCCCCCGACGUCGCCCAGGGAUCUUUCUCCUGGACUUCCCCUGAGGGCAUCCCCAUUGCCAUCAGCUACGUCGCCGACGAGAACGGUUACCAGCCCUCUGGAAACGCUCUCCCCUCUCCCCCUCCCCUGCCCCCCCAGAUCGCCCGCGCCCUUGAGUACACCGCCAAAUACCACGUCGCCAAGGCUUAAACAGUUAACAAUCUGAUUUGCAAGAAAACUAAAUUAAUAGGUAUACCACCAACAUUUAAAUUAAUGAGACUAGUAUUGUUUGUAAAAUGGAUACAAUAUAAAAUGUGAUAUGUCAUACAGUGCCCAUAUUUUUAUGAAGAAUGUUUAUGUGCAAUUGUAAAUAAAAUACCGUUUUAGAAUACAA
This is a messenger RNA of Manduca sexta (tobacco hornworm), 913 nucleotides long. Its product is annotated as larval cuticle protein LCP-22. The transcript has 4 exons. The record is from RefSeq and is a predicted model, not a curated record. Gene Ontology annotation, cellular component: chitin-based extracellular matrix. Gene Ontology annotation, molecular function: structural constituent of chitin-based larval cuticle. Bases 100 to 729 code for a protein of 209 amino acids. NCBI's taxonomy places the organism in Eukaryota, Metazoa, Arthropoda, Insecta, Lepidoptera, Sphingidae.